This is a messenger RNA of Annulohypoxylon maeteangense, 3353 nucleotides long. RefSeq names its product fungal-specific transcription factor domain-containing protein. Gene Ontology annotation, cellular component: chromatin. Bases 391 to 3075 code for a protein of 894 amino acids. Gene Ontology annotation, molecular function: zinc ion binding; DNA-binding transcription factor activity, RNA polymerase II-specific; RNA polymerase II cis-regulatory region sequence-specific DNA binding. The record is from RefSeq and is a predicted model, not a curated record. Gene Ontology annotation, biological process: regulation of transcription by RNA polymerase II; DNA-templated transcription. NCBI's taxonomy places the organism in Eukaryota, Fungi, Ascomycota, Sordariomycetes, Xylariales, Hypoxylaceae. The transcript has 5 exons.
CAAGAGUGGGGCAAGGAAGGAAAGAAGCAAGGUCGAGAUUAUCUCCAUGUCUUAUCCUAAUCCUCUUAAACUACUUACUUGGUACGAUAUGUAUUUUGAUUUCUUGAAUGUUCGAGCACGGCACGCCCACUGGGUAACUGUGACAGGUAUGUACUUUAACUAACGUUCUGUGAUCUAUACCUACGUUGGUUGCUCUAUCCUCUAUCCUCCCUUCUCUUCUCUUCUCUUCUCUUCUAUUAUUCCCUUCUUCCUCCAACCCUUCUGGAGAAUGGGAAAUGGGGGUUUAUCCAUCCUUCAAACGGCUCCACGUGAGACAUCCUUGAAAGUGGUGAGUGUUGAGUGGUGGUGAAUGAAAUACCAUCCUCGUGUUAUAUUGUGAUACGGUUUAAGAUGCAACGAGCCAAACGUAGAGUUAGGGAUGGCGAUGGUACCAGGCGAUUGUUCACCUGUACGCAAGAUGGCUGCGGGAAAUCCUUUUCGCGAUCUGAGCACCUCCAUCGCCACCAGAAAAAUCAUAUCGACGGCGACGCAACCUGUCCGCGGUGUCGCGCUCAUUUCAAGCGUCAGGACCUUCUCGAGAGGCACAUGAGUCGGCAUAAACAGAAGGACGAAGAAGCUGGUGGCGAAGGUAUCGGUACUCUGAACACGCGCAAACGCAUGUGGAAGGAUCAUGACGGACGAAUUGUCCAAAAGAAACCUAUCGAGAACCCGCCUCUUAGUAAUACUUGCCAAGAAGCACCCUUUACAUCACAGGUAGAAGGGCCUAUUUCGCCCCCGGUGUCAUCCAACUCGGAUCAUCUUAACGAUCACGACCCGGCGCAUGCCGCUUUUUCCACCGGCCAGAUUAUUUCACCGGGCUACUCGCUGUCAACGGAACAGUUCGAGUCUCAAGGUCCUGGUGAAUAUUGGAUUCCGUCGGAGACAUGCCAACCACGGAAUAUCACAUCCCCUUAUCUCGAAAUCAAUUACGACGAGAUUUUCCAACCCGAUACUGCAAGCUCAUUUAAUAUGCCCUAUACAACACAAAUUAACUAUGACUGGCUUUUUAGCUUAGACCACAAUUUUGGGAGCACUACUGUCUCGCAGACCCCUUAUAUUUCCACCACGUCUUUAGCCUCGUAUUCUUGUGGCAUGGAACAACCUACAUCUGGAGGGUUAAGUCAGACCGACCCCUCGCUAGAAGUUAGGCAAUACAACGGUAGCACGGCUGAGAGCCCCCUAGCAUCUAUGGCUUCGCUCGAUUAUGUGCAGCAUACGGGAAGUGCACAUAGUCUAACAAGCCCCGGCCUCUCAGGCGAGCCUACACCUAGUCUCCCAUCACCCGCGAAACAGGUUCCUUCCAGGGGCACUGGGGGGGCUUUCGAGGUAGAAUUUGAACGUCCCUUAGCCGCGCUUAGAUCAUCGAAUCGUUUUCCGUUUAUCGACGGUUACGCUUAUGCUCGGAUCGUGGAGACCAUUAAAGCUGCGAGGCCGUCAGCACCAAACGGCUCUCUUCUAGAUCUCAACCACCCCUUAUUGUCUCAUCCUUCAUUGCAGUCAUAUUGCGAUUUGUAUUUCCGGAGGUUCAAUUCCACAUACCCGUUAAUUCACCAAGCCACCUUCGAGCCCAGCAACAAGGAGCCAUUGUUACUUUUAUCUAUGAUCCUACUCGGGGCUACUUAUUCCGAGAAGGAAGCUCAUCAACUCGCUGUCUGUAUACACGACGUAAUACGCCCCGCAAUAUUUUCUCACGCAAGCUUUAACCCUAAACCAGACCUUUGGAUGCUCCAAACCAUCCUGCUGGUUGAGUGCUUGGGGAAAGAUCGAGCCGGCCAGAAACAGCAUGAUAUGAGCCAUCUAUUUCAUGGUAUGUUGAUUAACCUAAUUCGGCGGUCCGACUGUCAGUCGGUACGGCCGACCCGACCUUGUGGAGGUGACUGUGGCGAGGAAUCGACGAAUGAUAGCAGUUGGAGACAGUGGGUGGAGGCUGAAGAGAAGAAAAGGUUAGCCCUCCUUUGCUUUAUGUGGGAUACGCAACAUGCUGUCCUAUUUUGCCAGUCAUUAUGUAUGUCGGCUUUUGAACUCAAACUCCCUCUUCCGUGUAAUCAGGCGUUAUGGGAGGCACCUACAGCCGCCGAGUGGUCACGUCUCUCAUUAUUCACGGCGAAUGAGCCGAUGUAUCUCUUGGCUCUGAAGUCAUACAUUACGCUUGAUGCGCACCGGGCCCCGCUUCAUAAUAGUCUCUCACGUAUCAUAAUUUUCCAUGGACUUAUGUCAAUAUUUUGGGAUAUGCGACGACGAGAUCAAACCAGCCUAGGGGUUAUAGCGCAAGGAGGACGCUGGCAGAGCCGCCUUACAGCAGCUUACGAGGCCUGGAAGGAGGAAUUUGACAGCUUCUGCACCCGCCUAGAGGGUAUCACAUUCGCCGAGAUGAGUAAGGGUGCCGUUUCCGAAAAUGCGAAAAUUGAACUCGACGUCUGGCGAACUGCCUAUGUGGCGGUUUAUCAUGCCGCCCAUGUGCUGCUACACUCCGAGUUCCUCGACAUUCAGAUAUUUGCGGGUGCGCGACAUAUUCUAGGCCGCUCAGUCCAGCGAGCCGAUUUUAUACGCUCUGAGAAGGUGAUAAGGCGAUGGGCCACUAAUGUUGCCCAGAAUCCCGAAAACGCCAGUGGAUUAGCGGACGCCCCGUCCGCCGCGUGGCACGCAUCUCAGCUCCUUCAAAAUGCGUCGCGGACCCUCGUAGAUUUUGACUCCAUGGGCCUAUUCCAUGUACCGUGGUGCUUGUAUCUCGCUACCUUAACGAUAUGGGCAUUUCACCAUGCUGGCAUGAAAGGAUUGGGCUCUGGCUCUGAUGAUGAUAGCGAACUAGUCUGGGAUGUCCAGGCAGAGAUGAGUGCCAUAAUAGACUCGAUGGUGGAAGCUGGAAUCGAAGGCUUGCCCGAAGUGCAGGGAACGAAGCGGACUGGAGGGCUGGUGUGGGUUAUGGCUGAGGUGCUGAGUAAAGUCCGCUGGGGAAUCGUUCACGCUGGUGUUACCGUGCUCAGGGGCCUAGUUCCGUGGAGAUUAAUAGGUCAAUUUGAUGACGCUACAACCUAGGUAAGUACGAGUAAGUAUAAACCUGGUUACGUACAUCAAUAUGACCCUUUGAGUAUAGGUAACCGUGAAGAGAGUUAGACAUACCAGAGUUGCCCAAGGAGGGCGACAGUGUGAUCGACACGUCGUUGGGGUUAUAGUGAGAGCUAUUUGCUCCAAACAAACCACGCAAUCCAGAUAUCUAUCCUUCAAACCAUUUUAGCAUUUCCACACUGAAUAGAUGUGUAUCUACCCGGAACGGGUAUUGACAUACGGCUAGGGAAUAUCUAGCAGCCAAGCUG